Messenger RNA from Periophthalmus magnuspinnatus, 2845 nucleotides. It is a transcript of the gene gdpd5b, whose product is annotated as glycerophosphodiester phosphodiesterase domain containing 5b. The record is from RefSeq and is a predicted model, not a curated record. The transcript is spliced from 16 exons. NCBI's taxonomy places the organism in Eukaryota, Metazoa, Chordata, Actinopteri, Gobiiformes, Gobiidae. The coding region runs from base 479 to 2239 and encodes 586 amino acids. Gene Ontology annotation, molecular function: glycerophosphodiester phosphodiesterase activity. Gene Ontology annotation, biological process: positive regulation of neuron differentiation; lipid metabolic process. Gene Ontology annotation, cellular component: plasma membrane.
ACUCAUGCUUUGAAUUACUACGGAUCGGGACAAACAAUACGCGGACGCACGCUAUAACCCAGUGAAACCUUCUCUCAACCAAGAUGCAACACUUAAAGACUCUCUAAACUAAACAAUCCGCCCGUGCGUCCCGUGCGUAAAACCUCACCCGUGCGUAAAAGCCUAAUUCGCAUUCCGUCCUUUUGUUUUCGCCGUGAGAACUUCAGCGCUGUCAGCAUUUUGCCAUCGCGGGACCGGGGCCACCCACCCACCUACCUUUGGUUCGCUGCCUCUGCUCGGGCUGCUCCUGUUGGGUUUCCCCCCGUUUGACCCUCCUGUCUGCGGGUACAGCCCAGAGAAGAAAGAGAACAGUCUUAUCUGUGCCAAAAAAGACAGGAAGAAAGAGGAAAGAGGAGAGGGUACUCAGCCUUGGACAGGUUCCUGUCUGUCAGUGGGAUGUUCGCGGCCUGGAGGCAGCUCAGGCACUGACUGAGGGAGCAUGGUCAAACACCAGCCUCUGCAGGUGUACGAGCGACAGCUGUGCUUGUCCUGCAUCACCGGGAUCUACGGUUGCCGCUGGAAACGAUACCAACGCUCCCACGAUGACACCACCAAGUGGGAGCUGCUCUGGUCCUUCGUCCUGCUCUUCACCUUCGGCCUGCUCCUGCUGUGGUCCUACUUCUGGUGGGAGGCGCAUAACGACUACAGCGAGUACAACUGGUUUCUCUAUAACCGAUCUGGGGAGUGGAGCGAUGGCACGGCACCCAUCGUGGCCUCCACCGCAGCGGGGUUCACAUAUAUUACUUUUUUAAUGGUUUUAGCACUUUGCCACGUUGCAGUUGGCCAACAGUUGAAUUUGCACUGGCUCCAUAAGAUAGGAGUCACAGCAGCUCUCCUUACCACCGUCGUCGGGCUGAUAUCGGUCACCCAAACAUGGGGCUACGAGUGGGACGUCGUGCCCAUCUCGCUGCAGGCGACCGGCCCGUUCCUGCACAUAGGGGCAGUCGCCGCGGUCACUGCUCUGUCCUGGAUCGCGGCGGGACAGGUGGCUCGAGCCGAAAAAACAAUUUUCCAGGUGGUUGUGGUGCUGCUGUACUUCUCUGUCCUCUUGGCCCUGUACAUGGUGCCUUUGUACAUUACCUCUCCGUGCAUCAUGGACCCCUCAAACCUCAAAUCGCGUCCAGAAGUCAUCGGCCACCAAGGAGCGUCCAUGCUCGCUCCAGAGAACACGAUGUGGUCCUUCCAGAGAGCGCUGCAGAUGAACGUCACCGGACUGGAGACGGAUGUAACCAUAAGUCUGGAUGGAGUGCCUUUCCUGAUGCACGAUGCCACACUGCGCCGGACCACAGAUGUACAGAAGGUGUUUCCUGAGCGACAGUGGGAGGACGCCUCCUCCUUCAACUGGACAGACCUGCGCCUCCUCAACACGGGACACUGGUUUCUCAAGGACGAUCCGUUUGGGACAGUACAGACCCUCUCCCCUCACGAGAAACAGCUGAUCGGGAACCAGACUGUGUGCAGCCUGGAGCAGCUCCUAAAACUGGCCUCUUUUAACAACUGUACGGUGGUUUUCAAACUGGGGAGACCGCCCCCUGAGCACCCCAGCCACUACAGCUGGAUCAACGACACUCUGCAAGCAGUGCUCAAAUCAGGCAUUCAGCAGAGUCUGGUGUUUUGGACUCCUGAAGAGGAAAGGGCAGAGGUGAGAAAGAUGGCGCCCGGCCUCGUCCAGACGUCGCUGGUCAAACCUGAGACUCCAGAGACGCUACAGCGAGAGGGAAUCAGUGCGAUGCUGCUGCGGUACAACCAGGCCACCACACAGGAAAUCGGAGCUCUUUCCCAGAACAACAUCAACCUCACUCUGUACACUGUAAAUGAGCCCUGGCUGUACUCUGUGCUGUGGUGCAGUGGGGUGUCCUCUGUCUCCUCUGAAGCUCCUCAUAUCCUCAAAAAGGUGCCUUACCCCAUCUGGCUCAUGAAACCUGAUGAGUACUGCGUGCUGUGGGUGUCGAUGGAUCUGGUCUCCUUUGCUGUAGUUAUAGCAAUAUUCAUAUUCCAGAAGUAUCGCUCCAGUGGCAUUCACAGCUAUAACCCUGAGCAGAUCAUGCUGAGCGCCGCAGUGAGGAGGGCGAGCCGUGACGUCAAUGUGAUGAAGGAAAAACUCAUCUUCUCUGAGGUGGAGAAUGGUGUGACCAGUUCUGAGGAGCUGUACAUGAACAACGGCUACAACUACUACACGAAUCAGGGGAUCGGCCAAUGACGAGGACACUGUAGCUCCCUGUACAUUGUGUAAAAUGUUUUUGUUUUGUGCAUAACUGAAAACACUAGCACUUUUAUUGAUUCAAUUCACCAAAUAUUUUGGCUCUACUUGAUGCUUGAUUUUAUGUUUGCUUAAUAUCGAUACCUGUUGUUUUCUAUUGAAGCACUGCCUUGGAAAUCCUCACUAUAUUUCUGACUUUGCAGCAUGACACAAACUGUUCUCGAGACUACUAUAAUUACUGACACUUAUAUUGACUAUUAUUACUGACAUAAAUAUUUAAAAUGAAACUAAGCUGUUUACAGAAGCCCUGCCUUCCUCUUCAGGUAAAUAUCGUCAAUGUAAUAAUUCUUGAUGAUCAAUGCAUGUGAAUAACAGUAAUGACCAUAUCUAAAUGUGAGCUGUUCUGAGACUGUAACACGGUAGAAUGACGAGUUGUAGUAUUUUAUGGUUAAUGUGAAUGUUUGAGUUUUUUUUAAUGUGUUCGAUGUAUUUUGGUGGGAAUGUAUUUUUAAGCUUGGCUGCUGUGCUGUUGAGUGUUAUUGUAAAGUUGAAUUGAUGCGUGACCAAUGAACAAUGUGACAGUAAUAAACUGUGUCAUUGAUAAAA